Messenger RNA from Gekko japonicus, 2817 nucleotides. RefSeq names its product SRY-box 6 (gene SOX6). Gene Ontology annotation, molecular function: RNA polymerase II cis-regulatory region sequence-specific DNA binding; DNA-binding transcription factor activity, RNA polymerase II-specific. Bases 454 to 2817 code for a protein of 787 amino acids. Lineage: Eukaryota; Metazoa; Chordata; Lepidosauria; Squamata; Gekkonidae. The transcript has 17 exons. Gene Ontology annotation, cellular component: nucleus. The record is from RefSeq and is a predicted model, not a curated record. Gene Ontology annotation, biological process: central nervous system development; cell fate commitment; positive regulation of chondrocyte differentiation.
CAGGGAGGGGGAGAGAGGAAAAAAAGAGCCCAACAACAGACAGGGCUCUGCUUACACCAUGAGAAGGGGAGCUCUUGGCUGCAUUGUGGGCUCGCCCAACAUUCAGCUGAGGAUUUCUUGCUGUGUCUUAGCUCUUGCCGGAGGUCAUGCAAAUCGACCUUAAAAGAAUGCAUAAGCCAUAAAUUAAAAUAAACCCCGAAGCCACGGGCUGAUCCAUUAGCAGACAAUACCUAACCUGGACAAAACGGCUUCCUUUGCGAGCUGGACGAAAAGAGUAGUGCAGGAGUAAAUGCAAAGUCAGUUUCAUGAAUUCAAAAGACAUUUACCAGUGAUUUCUGGGUGACGGGGUUGUGUAUUUGCCCACUGGCUGUUGUCUUGCUGGCUCCUUCUCUGAUGACAACUAUCACAGCAUCCUGCUAGAACACAGAGUCAGCCUGUGACGGGGCCAGAAGAAUGUCUUCCAAGCAGGCCACCUCUCCAUUUGCAGCUGAUGGAGAGGAACCACCAACCCAGGACUUAACAUCACAGGAACAAGAAGAAGGCAACAAUGAAGAGCUGGUGGCUUCACAUCUGCCUCUGCACACCAUAUUGCACAACAAACCUCACUCCGAGGAGCUACCGACGCUAGUCACUACAAUCCAACAAGACGCUGACUGGAACAGUGUUAUCUCAACCCAGCAUAGAAUGGAGUCAGAAAGUAAUAAGUUAUGUUCCUUAUAUUCCUUCCGAAAUACUUCUACCUCACCACAUAAGCCCGAAGAAGGAGGUCGCGACCGCAGUGACCUAAUGACCAGUGUUAAUUUUGGAACUCCAGAACGCCGCAAAGGAAGCCUUGCCGAUGUGGUGGACACACUGAAACAGAAGAAGCUAGAGGAAAUGACCAGAACUGAACAGGAGGAUUCAUCUUGCAUGGAAAAGCUACUUUCUAAAGACUGGAAGGAGAAAAUGGAAAGAUUAAACUCAAGUGAACUCCUUGGAGAAAUCAAAGGUACACCUGAAAGCUUAGCGGAAAAAGAACGACAGCUCUCUACCAUGAUCACCCAGCUCAUCAGUUUACGGGAGCAGCUACUGGCUGCCCAUGAUGAGCAAAAAAAACUGGCAGCGUCACAGAUCGAAAAACAAAGACAGCAAAUGGACCUUGCUCGCCAACAGCAAGAGCAAAUUGCAAGACAACAGCAGCAACUUCUGCAACAGCAGCACAAAAUCAAUCUACUGCAGCAGCAAAUUCAGCAGGUUCAGGGUCACAUGCCUCCGCUCAUGAUCCCAAUUUUUCCACACGACCAGCGGACGUUGGCAGCGGCCGCCGCAGCCCAGCAGGGUUUCCUCUUCCCCCCAGGAAUAACUUAUAAACCAGGUGAUAACUAUCCUGUGCAGUUCAUUCCGUCAACAAUGGCAGCUGCUGCUGCUUCUGGACUCAGCCCUUUACAGCUCCAGCAACUCUAUGCAGCUCAGUUGGCCAGCAUGCAGGUUUCACCUGGAGCCAAGAUGCCCUCUACCCCUCAGCCACCAAACACAACAGGGGCACUUUCACCUACCGGGAUGAAAAAUGAAAAGAGAGGGACCAGUCCUUUAACUCAACUUAAGGAUGAUGCUGCACAGCCACUGAAUCUUUCAGCCCGACCCAAGACAGCUGAACCUGUCAAAUCCCCGACGUCACCAACACAGAACCUAUUCCCUACUAGUAAAUCAAGCCCAGUGAAUGUGGCUAAUAAAAGUGGACUCCCCAGCCCUAUUGGUGCAGCUCUGGGAAGAGGAUCUUCUCUAGACAUCCUUUCUAGUCUUAACUCACCUGCCCUAUUUGGGGACCAGGAUACAGUAAUGAAAGCCAUUCAAGAGGCACGAAAAAUGAGAGAGCAGAUACAGAGGGAGCAGCAGCAUCAACCACAUGGCAUUGAUGGGAAACUUCCCUCCAUGAACAACAUGGGUUUAAACAACUGUAGAACCGAAAAGCAGGAAAGAACACAUUUUGAAAACUUAGGCCCACAGUUAUCAGGGAAGCCCAAUGAAGAUGGAAAACUGGGCCCAGGAGUUAUUGACCUUACAAGGCCAGAAGAUGCAGAGGGAAGUAAAGCAAUGAAUGGCUCUGCAGCUAAACUACAGCAGUAUUAUUGUUGGCCAACAGGAGGCGCCACUGUGGCUGAAGCUCGAGUCUACAGGGAUGCCAGGGGCCGAAGUAGCAGUGAGCCACAUAUCAAACGACCAAUGAAUGCUUUCAUGGUUUGGGCAAAGGAUGAACGCAGAAAAAUUCUCCAGGCGUUCCCUGACAUGCAUAACUCUAAUAUUAGCAAAAUCCUUGGCUCCCGAUGGAAAUCCAUGUCUAACCAAGAGAAACAACCUUACUAUGAAGAGCAAGCACGGCUAAGUAAAAUCCAUCUAGAGAAGUACCCUAAUUACAAAUAUAAACCUCGACCAAAACGCACAUGUAUUGUUGAUGGCAAGAAACUGCGUAUUGGAGAAUACAAACAACUGAUGAGAUCUCGAAGACAGGAGAUGAGGCAAUUUUUCACUGUAGGGCAACAGCCUCAGAUUCCAAUCACCACGGGAACAGGUGUGGUCUACCCUGGUGCUAUUACUAUGGCAACUACUACACCAUCACCUCAGAUGACGUCCGAUUGCUCCAGCACCUCUGCUAGCCCUGAGCCCAGCAUCCCUGUCAUUCAAAGCACUUAUGGCAUGAAGACAGACAGUGGGAGCCUUGCUGGAAACGAAAUGAUAAACGGGGAGGACGAGAUGGAAAUGUAUGAGGACUUUGAAGACGACCCCAAAUCAGACUAUAGCAGUGAAAAUGAAGCCCAUGAGGCUGUUACUGCCAACUGA